AUGGCUGACCUGGGAAUGUACUGAAUGAAAAUAGCUAAGCUACAGCCAAACUACUCUUCUGAUAAAACAGCUAACUACACUACAAGCUAAGAAAAAGUAGAUUACAAAGCAUUUUGUUGCGCUACACUGCUACUUAUUGAAAAACUAGCAGGUACUGGAACAACUCAGCUACUGCCAUGCUAGUAAAAUGUAAACUACAACUAGCAACGCUGCUAGUUUACAUUUACUGGAGUUGCUCUUUAAAGCAAUGGACUAGCCCUAAAGAGGGCUUAGGGAGAAAGGGCAAAUCGACAACGGCGUUUUAAAACCAGUACUGAAACGCGCUGUUGAAUGUGUGUAAGUCCUCUCUGCUCUCAGUUCACUGGUCCCACCGCUCUGCACAUAAAAUACCAGACACAGAGAAGAGGAACCAGAUAUAUUCGCCAUACUUGAGGAAAUUUACUGAAGGUGGUAUUAAAGUGAAGGGAGAGGGGAGAUACAUGGUGUAAAUGUUCAUUUCUCGUUCCCACAGUCCAUAACAACUUCGCGAAUGAACUUGAUGUUGAAAUCCCAGAACCGGUAUAAAAUACACUGGGCACAGCAUUACAACGCUUCGAGUGACUUGUCUUAUCGCGAUACUCGCAAAUCUCGCGAGAUACAGAAAGCUUCCUCCUGGUUGGAGAGCUGUUUCCUGUACCGGAUUUUUUUUUUUUUUCUGCAAAAUUUCAAUAAGUGUUUUCACGGAAUUUUGAGCACAAGUCACGCAUCGACAGGACAGCCCCUGGGAUGAGUUAAUGCUGCAAUCCCGCGGUGAAAAGGAGGGAUCAGCUGUGCUAGGACAGAGGCCUAAAAGCUGUCAACUGUCCGAAGACGCUUCCUAUAGGAGCCAGGGCCGCGGCGAGUCAGGCUCCAGUCUCUACUGGGAGAGCUUUGAUAAAUAUUACAGACAUGACUUCGUCUCAAAACUUGUUCCAGCUCAUACACUAGACCAUUUUGCUGUCAGAGAGGUUUUCCGACCGACCAAUGCUUACCUGUGUGUGUGGGAGCAGCUUGUCUUGUCUUCUUGUCAUCCGCCUACUUGCCCGACUGUGACAGAACUCCGUGAGGCAUGAUAGACUCGAACAACUAAACCUUCUGAACAGCUAGUUUAUAAUAUAGUUUGUCAUUUUAGGGAAAUUACAGUGGCGGUAACUCGUUGUCGUUGCUUUUCUCGGUAAAAUAAAUAAAUAAAUAAAAAAAUAUAUAUAUACUAGUCAGCCAUGGCCCCGAAGAAACCCCGACCAGUCCCACUGAACAUAACGCCUACAGGAGAGGGACAACCGUCCACCAACGCUGAUGCUGCCUCAGAAGCUAAUCUGGAAGCCUUGCAGAAGAAGCUAGGGGAGCUGGACCUGGAUGAGCAGCAGAGGAAGCGUCUCGAAGCCUUCCUCACCCAGAAGGCUCAGGUGGGUGAGCUGAAAGAUGACGACUUUGAGCCCAUCUGUGAGCUGGGUGCCGGGAACGGAGGAGUGGUCCACAAAGUACGCCACAAACCCUCCAGGCUGGUUAUGGCCAGAAAGCUUAUUCAUUUGGAAAUCAAACCAGCCAUCAGGAACCAGAUUAUACGUGAGCUGCAGGUGCUGCAUGAGUGUAACUCACCCUACAUAGUGGGCUUCUAUGGAGCUUUCUACAGUGAUGGGGAGAUCAGUAUCUGUAUGGAGCAUAUGGAUGGAGGCUCGCUAGAUCAGGUACUAAAAGAAGCUAGAAGAAUUCCAGAGGAAAUCCUGGGCAAAGUUAGUAUUGCAGUACUCAGAGGACUUGCCUAUCUACGGGAGAAGCACCAAAUUAUGCACCGAGACGUGAAGCCCUCCAACAUCCUGGUGAACUCGCGCGGUGAAAUCAAGCUGUGCGACUUUGGCGUGAGCGGCCAGCUCAUCGACUCCAUGGCCAAUUCCUUUGUGGGAACACGCUCGUACAUGUCGCCGGAGAGGCUCCAGGGCACUCACUAUUCGGUGCAGUCGGAUGUGUGGAGCAUGGGCCUGUCACUGGUAGAGCUGGCCAUCGGCCGCUACCCCAUCCCCCCGCCUGACGCCAAGGAGCUGGAGGCCAUUUUUGGGCGACCCGUGCUGGAUGGAGCAGGGACAGAGGGACACAGCACAUCCCCAAGACCUAGACCUCCAGGACGCCCCAUUAGUGGACAUGGAAUGGACAGCAGGCCGGCCAUGGCUAUAUUUGAGCUACUGGACUACAUUGUCAAUGAGCCCCCACCUAAACUGCCACAUGGUGUAUUUACCUCAGACUUCCAGGACUUUGUGACAAAAUGCCUCAUCAAGAACCCUGCUGACAGAGCUGACCUGAAGAUGUUGAUGGGCCACACGUUUAUCAAGCGUGCAGAAGUGGAUGAGGUGGACUUUGCUGGUUGGUUAUGCAGAACCAUGGGCCUGAAUCAGCCAAGCACUCCAACUCGCACCUCUGAAUGAACCUCAGUCCAGCCACGUACACCGUCCCCAUCACCCUCUCUGCGCUUUCCUCUUCUCCCCUCUGUUCUUUUUCCCUGCUUGUUAAGCCUGGUCAGGCCAACUCACUUCCCCUUGUUCCUCCUCACUUACUCUAUUGUUGCCGCAGGGCUUUCUGCAGGUACUAGUUUAUGAGAGGUCAUCUUUGUCAUUGGUACAAUUGUCCAUUUAAUUGGAUUUAGGUUCAGACAUGUCUUGCCUUGCAUUAACAGCAUAUUUAAGAUCUCAGAGCAGUUAUUUGGGAAUGUUACAGGUAUGGCAUUAGAGCACUGGGUGUAUACUGUAUAAUGCAUAUUUUUACUAUGAUUUUUCAGGUGUCAUAUUUUGCAGUGAUCGUGUAAUGGUGUCGCUGCAUAAAAACAGCAGUCUGGUUAAAUGUUCUGUUUCAGAAGAUACAUUUCUAUUCUACUCUAUCUUGUGUUGAACAGUUUUAAACCAAAGAGGGCUUCUGCAGAUCACACUGAUAAUGAUUUUCUGGUAAUUUAUGGGCUGGAUACAUCUAUAAAGAUGAAUGAAUUCAUGAAGCUGAACUGCUACUCCUACAUACAUCUAUGUAGGUAUACACAAAGUCUGAGACAUUGCAAGACCAGGAUGUUUGGUAACAUAUCAGUUAUUGGUUAGGUUAUAAAUUUGGAGAUAUAAACAACUUCUGGCAUCUUCUGCCUUAAAGUUGUUAAUUUCAAAGAAAAUUAAGUAUUUCCAUUGUAAAACAAUAUGGUUAUAUCCCAAAAUAAGGAAAUACUUUGAUGAACAGCCCAUCUGCAUUUUAUCACAGAAACAAACUUGUCUUUCUGUCUGCAGUAAGAGAUGUAACACGUUUUCUGUCACAAGCUAUUUCUAUAAUAUCCAGAAGGGCACUUUUACUUCCUAAAUUUUUUUUUUCAUGGCUGUAUCUGAUGCUUAGGUUUGUCAUCUGAAAAUUUUGUUUAAUGCUGUAACUUUUUUCACCAUUGGGUAUUUUGGGGAAGAUUUUUUUUUAUGCUUUGAUGUUGCAUUUUUUGCCAACUAAAGACUGAGAUACAUUUUUGACCUAUAGAUAAACCAGGAUUGCACUCCACAUUACAGCUGACAAUCCAGAGACCUUUGCAUUGGAAUGCACACAGACUAUAUCCUCAGCAAGCUCUGUUAAAUAUGAGUUAAUAAAGAAUAUGUGUAGUACACAAUUCACUAAGUUGUGAUAAAUGUGAUGUACUAUGCAAGCAAAUGUAAAUUAAUAUAAAUACACAGUUAGUGGAUGGCUGAUGUAAGGUAGGAGUAUAGGCCCAUUGACUGCUGAUAGGGCUUGGCUGUGUGUCUUUACCUUUUUCUUCAGUGUUCAGUUUCUCCAAAACAAAUUGGGGCAUAGUUUAGGCAUAGAAAAAGUAUCACAUUCAGUUGAAAAAGACUAUCUCUUUAUGAUAGUCUUUACUUUACUUUAUGAUAUUUUCUGGGGAACUGAACAUAAUUAUGUUGGACCUUUAUUACGAUCAUACCUGGCAUUCACCUCCAACCAAAUGAAUGCAGAUGCACAUGUGUAUAAAAAUAUAUAUGCAGUACUGUACAGUGGUACUGUUUCACAGUCUUAAAAAAAAUAGCCUUCUUUGGUUGUGUUUUUUUUUUCUUUUUUUGAUUGGUGUAGGAAAAAUUGGAAAGAGUCAUUUUAUUAUCAUAUGAAAUUUGUUGAAUACAAUUCUAAUACAGGAAUAAAAUCAUUUGUGAAUCAA
Messenger RNA from Pangasianodon hypophthalmus (striped catfish), 4177 nucleotides. It is a transcript of the gene map2k2a, whose product is annotated as mitogen-activated protein kinase kinase 2a. Gene Ontology annotation, biological process: protein phosphorylation. The coding region runs from base 1239 to 2438 and encodes 399 amino acids. The record is from RefSeq and is a predicted model, not a curated record. Gene Ontology annotation, molecular function: protein kinase activity; ATP binding. The transcript has 11 exons. Lineage: Eukaryota; Metazoa; Chordata; Actinopteri; Siluriformes; Pangasiidae.